CCGCCGCAGGGAGCCAGAACGCCUAGGAGCCCCUACGCUCCGGGACUUGGCGGGAGGCGGUUUCGUCCCGGCCGCGCUUUCUCUGGCAUCUGUGCUGCUUCUUCCCGGGUCUCUGUGUGGAGCAGUCCGCACUCCCUAGCCUAGGGCUGUUGGAGCGGAGCGUGCUGCGACCGCGUAUCCUAGUCCCCAAGCCCUGCCUCCUGGAGAUGCUGCACGUGUGAGUGGCAGGGCUUUAUUUGAAUUUCCGCACCUCGAGAGUUGCGGAGCCUGCUUCUCUGACGCUGACUGAGUGAAGAACUACAGUCUUCUUUCUGCCCCCUUUGGGAGAGUACCUGUCUGUGCAAAUUACCAGGUUGCAUCUUCACUGAUCGGAAUACAAGCUCUGAGGAAUGGAGUUGGCCAUCUGUGGACUGAAACCUCUGAAACUGUGAGCUCCAGAUAAACUUUUCCUCCUUUAAAAUGGUUCUUAUCAGGUCUUUUGAUCACAGCAGCAAAAAAGCUGACUCAAACAUUCUUCACCAAAGGACAUGGAUGAAAGUGAAAGCAGCCAGUCCCUGAUGACAAGCAGCCAGUAUCCUAAAGAAGCAGUAAGAAAACGCCAAAAUUCAGUUCCAAAUUCUGGAGGAAGUAAUUUUUCUAGGAAAAGCUUCAAGCUGGAUUACAGACUAGAGGAAGAUGUAACUAAGUCAAAAAAAGGAAAAGAUGGUAGAUUUGUUAACCCUUGGCCAACAUGGAAAAACCUCUCUAUUUCAAAUGUUCUCAGAUGGCUGAUAAUGGAGAAGGAUCACAGCAGUGUUCCAUGUUCCAAAGAGGAACUUGACAAAGAACUCCCAGUGCUUCAACCAUAUUUUGUCAAUGACCCUGGAGAAGCUGGAGUGAGGGAAGCUGGCUUAAGAGUCACAUGGCUGGGACACGCCACGCUGAUGGUGGAAAUGGACGAACUCAUAUUUCUCACAGAUCCUAUCUUCAGCUCUCGUGCUUCUCCAUCGCAGUACAUGGGUCCAAAGCGAUUCCGUUGUCCCCCAUGCACAAUAAAUGAACUCCCCCGAAUAGAUGCAGUCCUCAUCAGCCACAACCACUAUGACCACCUGGACUACAGUUCUGUCAUUGCUUUGAAUGAGCAAUUUGGUAAUGAGUUGAGAUGGUUUGUGCCUUUGGGUCUCCUCGACUGGAUGCAAAAAUGUGGCUGUGAGAACGUGAUUGAGCUGGACUGGUGGGAGGAGAAUUGUGUCCCUGGCCACGACAAGGUCACCUUUGUCUUUACACCUUCCCAGCACUGGUGUAAAAGGACCCUAAUGGAUGACAACAAGGUUCUCUGGGGAAGCUGGUCUGUCUUGGGGCCUUGGAAUCGAUUUUUUUUUGCUGGAGAUACUGGUUAUUGCCCUGCUUUUGAAGAGAUAGGAAAAAGGUUUGGACCUUUUGACCUUGCUGCUAUUCCCAUCGGAGCUUAUGAACCAAGGUGGUUUAUGAAAUACCAGCAUGUAGACCCAGAAGAAGCUGUCAGGAUUCACAUCGAUGUUCAAACAAAGAAAUCUGUGGCAAUUCACUGGGGAACUUUUGCCUUAGCAAAUGAGCAUUACUUAGAGCCUCCAGUGAAACUGAGUGAAGCUCUAGAAAGAUAUGGACUUAAGACUGAAGAUUUUUUUGUCUUGAAGCAUGGAGAAUCAAGAUACUUAUAUAACGAGGAUGAAAACUUUGAAUAUGAGCACAGAAGCUUUUGAUGAAAAAAGCAUCAUUUGAUGUAAAUUUGAAGGCAAAUGACAAGACUAAGCAAGUCAUGAAUAUUAUAUUUACACUUCUGCAAGUGUUUUAUGUUUUGUGUAAUAACUUGCUAUGAUGACUAGCUUAUAUAAAAGAAACGUUCAGGAGUGAGUCAUUUAAAUAAUGAGUUGACAAUGUGGAUUUAAAAAUCUUAUAUUAAUGGUAUAACCAAUGCAAUAGAAAUUAUUUACUAAAGCAUUAUACUUUAGCGGUGGUAGAAUUUUCUGAGAUAAUGAAAAACUUGAUCCAUUUGUUUUUUAAUUUUUUCAGGACCUCUACCAGGUGAAUCAAGGUUUUAUAGUUAUCUAGAUUUUUUUAGACGCCUGUAUACAUACCCUCAUAUCCCCCCCCCCCCUUACCAGGGAUUGAACUUGGGGGCAUUCAACCACUGAGUCACAUCCUCAACCCUAUUUUGUAUUUUUAUUCAGAGACAGGGUCUCACUGAGUUACUUAGCGCCUUGCUGUUGCUGAGGCUGGCUUUGAACUCAAGAUCCUCCUGCCUCAGCCUCCUGAGCUGCUGGGAUCACAGGCACUCAUAUCUUUCUAAUAUUCACAUGGUAAUAAGUGAUAAAAUCGAUUCCCACAUGCUUAAAGACAUAGCAGUUCUUGUUCUAUCAAGACUAGCUUAUAUGUCAGAUGUUAAAGUGAUUUAUUUUAUUAAGCAUACAAAUACAGGAUUUGGGACAAGUUAUCAUUUUAAAAGAUUUUUAAAAUUGAUUGUGGCAAGAUAUACAUGAUCUUAAAUUUCUUGUGAAGCCAUAACCACCAUGAACUUAAAUUUUUAAAAGAGGGGUAUAUUUUACUGCACCUCUACAAUCUCCAAAUUAAAAGCUCUUACUAGGGUAGAGGAAGGGAUAUGAGAAAUGAUUUAUGAAAUUUUCUAUUUUUAAUAUAAAAGUGAGACCUUCUACUAAGCACAAAUAUAGCUACAGUGAAAUAUUUUACAGAUGAGAUAAAUGCAGAUCUUAAAUGUGAACAGGCCAUAACACUUUGAAUUAAAUUUUACUUUCUCUAUAUACAUCCCCCCCUCUUAGUUCUAACUCUAAUGUAUCAGUAAGAUUUAUUUUAUAAGUACUUUUGUUUUACAUGAUUCAGAUGUCAUAUAUUUUUAUAUUAAAUGACUUAUAAGCAUAACUGUACCUUUUAUUAAGGCAGUAUGGCAUACCAGUGGUAAACAGAGAUUUCUGGUUGUUGGCUGACCUGAGUUUUAGUCUUAAAUAAGGCACUGUAUUCACUUGAUUGUUCUGAACCUUCUUAAAGGAGUGAGCUGUAUUAGGUACUAGUUGAGGCCUGUUCUGUGUUCCUUAUCUGUAGACAUAGUAAAAUAAACUUUAUCCAUACAAAAUAAUUAGAAUAGGUUUUCUACACCAAAUAUACAAACUUACAGUGCUCUAUAAUUUGCACAUAUGUAUGCAUGCCAAAAAUUGCCACUUAAUCUGAAUGUUAAUCCUCUCAUUUCAUCAUGAAUUUUCUGUGUAACCUGAAACAAAUCACCUAUGCUCACUGUGCCUCAGUUUCCUCACAUGUAACAAGAGGAUAAUUUUCUCCUACCUCCAACAUAAGUAGGAUAAAUAUUUUUUUUUUUAUUAUUUUUGGUACCAGGGAUUGAACCCAGGGGCGCUUAACCACCGAGCUACAUCCCCAGCCUAAAUAUUUUUAAAAGCACUUUUAAAAUCUAAGGGAGAAAAUGAUUUCCUAAAAUAUCACUGCCUAAUACAGAUAGGUACAUUUGAAAGCUGAAAAUAGGCUAAUGUUUUUUGAUAAUAUAUUGUUCCUGUUGCAUAUAUAUGCUUACAUAUUAGGACACCAAACAAUCCACUCAUUUUGUAGAUUUGGAGAGUAAUAGCAAAUAUAAGCGAUCUCUAUCAAAAUUUAAUAUUUUUAUCUAAAAGGUUCAAAUCAAUCAAGGGGAAAUGUGUACACAAUGUAUAUGUAUGUAUAAAGUAUGUGAAUGUAUGAUUUGGGGGCACAAAGCACAAAAAUUCCCCAUAAGAAAAAGAAACUUAAGGAAAAAACAACAUAGACUUUUUCACUCUAAGCAGAUGUGAAUCCAGAUGUUAGGGUUAUGGUGGGUUAGCUUGAGGCAUAUUGCCCUAACACUAGUCAGCAUUCUUGUGGUCAUCUUCCUUGAACUGAAAUUCAUCUCUUACCUCUCUGCUAUGAGCAAUCCAAACAUAUCUUAGAUAUUUCUUCUCCAUGAAUGAACGGCCUUAAUAUUAUUUUUGUAUUCACAUGUACUGUUUAACUCAGAGUCUCUAAGCACUUUAAAUUGUAUUCUAGUGCCAUUUGAUUGAGCCAGCCUUAUUUUUCUAGGCUUCCCUGCUUUGAUUUUUAUUGCCAUUCAUCUUUUUUCCCCACAUUUUUUUUAAAUUGGUGCAUUACCAUUUGUGUUCUUUUUACAUUGACAGUUUUAUUCAUUAAGUACAUCAAAUGUCAUUGUUCCUUGUCACAACUACCCUAUUGAGUGGUUUCCAGUUUUUCACUUAUGUACAUUUUGAAGGGUUUAUGUGCAAAUGAAAACAAAUUUUGAAAAAUUAGACAAAUCCAUUCUCUAUCCUCAGUCUAGUCUGAUAUACAUAAUACUUUCUGAUAUACAUUAUGGUACUUUAAAAUCUAUCUUAUAAGUUUCAUGUUCUUUGAUUAGCAAGCCUCCUGAGGAUGCUUACUUUGAUAUACUUUACUGCCUAAGGGUAGGUCCACUGGUGAGACAUACCUCCUAAUAAAAGUGAUGGUGUGUUGGGUGUGGUAGUCCAUGCCUGUCAUCCCGGCUACUUGGGAGGCUGAGGUAGGACUAUGGGUUCCAGACCAACCUGGGCAACUUACUGAGACCAUGUCUCAAAAAUAAAAAAAUGGGGAUGUAGCUUAGUGGUAGAGCAUCCCUGGGUUUAAUCCUGAGUAACCACUCCCACAACACAUAAAAGGUAAAGAUGUGAUGACCUAUAUCGAAAAUAUCUAUUUGUAUAUAUUUAUUAUGAAUUCUUCCGAAACAGUUAAAAAUUACUCCUCUUCUUUAGCAUGUUGAUAUUUCAUAAUUAAUGCUGUGAUCUCUAGGAAGUGUCAUUACUUAUUCAGACUAGUAAGAGAGGAAAAGAAGACAGGGAGAUUUAGAAUCUGAUGUGUCUAAAGCACAUUAAAUACAAAUCCUAUCCUGGUUUUUAAUAUGUGCACAUUUUGAACACAGCUUCAUUUAUUAGGGAAACAGAUUUUUAGAAAAACUGUUACAAAGACAUGUGCCUUUUGGGGAAAUAAUACCUGUGUUGUGUCACCAAUAUGAAAGUAUUAUUCUUAGCUAUCAUAUUAUGUUACUACUCUAGCCCAUUGGGAAUUCCCAUUUUUCAUCUUAUAUUGCAUCCUUUUUCUACUGAAAAUAUUUCUUCAAAGGUUGAUUUUUAUAUCAGGAUAAACCUGAUAACACAUAUUUUUCUGUUUAAGGAUUUGUGACUUCCUGUAGCAACAGGUUUAUAUCCAUAUAUUUGCAAAUGAAACUUAAAGCACUCUCAAAGCUUUUGUCUUAAGUACACAAGUGUAAAGCUUCUGCUUGCCUAUUGAUUUACUUAAUGCUAAGCACGAUGAGGACUAUGAACUUGAGUAUUACAGAAGCUGGCUGCAUUCAGAUAUAUCAAAUUGUUAAUAAAUACCUUAUGGGAUAAAAAUACUAUUUAAAUAGAUAAUAACUAAUAAAUCUUUAUAUUGUAAUUCCAGACAAGUAAAACAUGGAUAAAAUUAAUAAAGUACUGUCAAGGGAAGAAAAUAUGUACAGACUUGUGACUUUUUAUUAAAAAAAAAAACAACUAUACAAUUUCUGAUCAAAGUAAAAAAAAUUCAAACAGUAGAAAUAGGUAUGCAUAGGUUAAGUGACAUUCCCAUAUCCCAGCCUCGCUCCAGGAGUUUAUAAGCAUAAAUAUUUUGCAUUUAAAAACCAUUCAUGGGAUCAUAAUGUACAUACAGUCUUUUACAUGUACUUUAAAAGCAACCAUAUUUCAUGGAUGUCUUUCUACAGCAGCACAUUCAGGUUCACUUAAUUUUUCUCUUUUUUAAAAGACUGGCUAAUUGAUUUAACCAGUUGCCUACUGGAUGGACAUUUUGAUUGAUCCCAGUAUUUUACAUGUAAUAUCUUUAUAAUUAGCUUACUGAAGGGGAGUGGGUGAAUACUAAAAAACAUUUUCCCCUAAAAGUUUACAUUUUUCAUUAUCUAGAAAUGAUGAGAAUAGAUUUUUUGGGGGGCAGGAAUCAGACCCAGGGGCACUUGACCACUGAGCCACAUCCCCAACCCUUUUUAAUAGUUUUAUUUAGAGACAGGGUCUCGCUGAGUUGCUUAGGGCUUUGCUAAAUUGCUGAGGCUGGCUUUGAAUUUGUGAUCUUCUUGCCUCAUCCUCACAAACCACUGGGAUUACAGGCAUGUGUCACUGUGCCUGGCUGAUGAGAACAGAUUCUGAUAAUUAAAAGACCUUUGAAAGCAGUAUGGCUGGGUUGGCAGGUGGACUUGAGAGCUCAAGAUCUCAUUGCUAUUAAAAAAACAGGGCCAUUCUAUGGUAGUUCAGAAACAAUGAAUUAAUCACAAACCAAUGCCGUCUCAUAAGAGUAACUGCAAAUCAGUUCAGAAUAGAGGGGGCCAGGUGUGAUGGUGCAUACUUGUAAUCCCAGUAGCUUGGGUAGCUGUGGCAGGAGGGUCACAAAUUCCAGGCUAGCCAGCAACUUAGAGAAACUCUAUCUCAAAAAAGAAAAAGAAAAGCAGGGGGUGGGGUACUGGGGAUGUGACUAAGUGGUUAAGCACUCUGGGUUCAAUUCCCAAUACCCCCCCUCC
Messenger RNA from Marmota monax (woodchuck), 6565 nucleotides. RefSeq names its product N-acyl phosphatidylethanolamine phospholipase D (gene Napepld). The record is from RefSeq and is a predicted model, not a curated record. Gene Ontology annotation, cellular component: cytoplasm; membrane-bounded organelle. Gene Ontology annotation, biological process: N-acylphosphatidylethanolamine metabolic process; N-acylethanolamine metabolic process. Gene Ontology annotation, molecular function: zinc ion binding; N-acylphosphatidylethanolamine-specific phospholipase D activity. Bases 528 to 1721 code for a protein of 397 amino acids. The transcript is spliced from 6 exons. NCBI's taxonomy places the organism in Eukaryota, Metazoa, Chordata, Mammalia, Rodentia, Sciuridae.